ACGCAGUUAGUUACCUGGGUUGCAAUCGACGCAUAUUUAGUUGGUUUAGUAUUGAUUGCAUUGAAAUUAAUUAAAGUUGAGGUAAGUCUAAAAUUAACAUGGAUGUUCUGUGGGAAGACAGGGACGUUCGCUUUGAUCUGAGCUUGCAACAGAUGAACAUGAGACCUGGAGAAUUCGUAAUACAAACUUUUAACUCGGUAGAAGACACCAAAGGCAACAACGGGGACAACGGAAAACUGCUCGUGACGAAUUUACGGAUAAUGUGGCAUUCUCAUACUCUACCUAGAGUAAACCUUUCUAUUGGUUUCGGCUGUAUACAUAAUAUUACCACUAGAAGAACCAACUCUAAACUAAGAGGCCCAACAGAAUCUCUGUGCAUUUCCACAAAAUGCAACAGUAAUAAAUUUGAGUUUAUUUUUACCAACGAUGUUUCUGAGCAAGGUGGACUUUUCGUCACUGUCAUGUCUGUGUCUAAAGCAUAUGACUCUACAAAACUGUAUAGGGAUUUAAAGCUGAGGGGAUCACUGAUACAGGGAAAGCAACUGAAGAUGCUGCCCAAGGAGGAAAUCUACAAUCGCAUCAAUGGGGUUUGGAAUUUAUCCAGCAACCAAGGAAAUCUAGGAACAUUUUUUGUGACAAACAUCCGUGUUGUGUGGCAUGCUAACAUGAAUGAAAGCUUUAAUGUUAGUGUGCCGUAUCUUCAAAUACAGACCGUUAAAGUGAGAGACUCAAAAUUCGGUUAUGCCAUGGUGAUAGAAAGCACGUGGCAAAGUGGGGGCUAUGUGCUUGGCUUUCGAAUUGACCCGAUUGAGAAACUGCAAGAGGCAGCGAAAGAGAUUCAAAGCCUCCACAGAGUCUACUCGGCAAGUCCCAUUUAUGGUGUGGAAUACCACAAAGAGUCCAUUGUGCAUGAGGACAGUGGAGCAAAUGAUGGUCAAAUUAUGGCACCGGUUACAGAAGAUUUAGAUAUUGACACCAGUAUUAAGACAGAUGCAUCUGUGGCUUAUUUUGCAGAUGGUGCAUCGUAUGAGAACAAUGAAAGUGCAGCACCACCAGUUUUUUGUCCGGAAUUGGGCCUUGCAAUUGAGCCAAUUAAGCCAGGAUACACACUGAAAAGCCUUUGGAGUAUUUUAUAGCUGAAUUAUUAGUUGACCACUGUUGUUAUAAUGUUGUUCAAUAUGAAAAAUUCAUUUGUUCACUCUUUUCUGCAUUACCUACUUGUCUUUACAAAUGUUUGUAUUGUAUAUUUGUAAAUUCUUAUGUUGUGUUUCAUAUAAAGCAAUGUUAGGUAGUAAAAAUAUGUGUAAACAUGCAGUAACAUUCAUAAUAGCUCAUAAAAUGAUGUCCAACUUUUUACCGUUUAUAAUCAGCCUAAGACCGAACCUUUUUUAUGACCCAAAAACUUUGAUUGCUUUAUUUACAAUAUUCCAGUUUUCUCUUUUAAAUGCAUGGAGUAUAUUAAAUCUAGGAUAAGAGCCACUAGUGUAGUAGUAGUUUUGUGGUAUUGCCACAUCCAACGUUCUGUAAUCUUCAAAUACUUCUGAUUGAAUGUAGUUGACCCAUGUUAUUCAAUGUAUUUAUGUCAUUGUUUACAAUUACAUUUCUCAUUUAAUUACAUACAAUAAGA
Molecule: messenger RNA, 1627 nt
Organism: Ciona intestinalis (vase tunicate)
Lineage: Eukaryota; Metazoa; Chordata; Ascidiacea; Phlebobranchia; Cionidae
Product: BBSome complex member BBS5
Biological process (GO): cilium assembly; intracellular transport
Cellular component (GO): BBSome; ciliary basal body
Molecular function (GO): phosphatidylinositol-3-phosphate binding
Source: RefSeq, a predicted model, not a curated record